Amyelois transitella is the source of this 2044-nucleotide messenger RNA. It is a transcript of the gene Drp, whose product is annotated as death-associated protein 1. Bases 134 to 442 code for a protein of 102 amino acids. The transcript has 2 exons. Lineage: Eukaryota; Metazoa; Arthropoda; Insecta; Lepidoptera; Pyralidae. Gene Ontology annotation, molecular function: death domain binding. The record is from RefSeq and is a predicted model, not a curated record. Gene Ontology annotation, biological process: apoptotic signaling pathway; cellular response to amino acid starvation; negative regulation of autophagy.
CUGUUUUUGACAUUUCGUUGCGCCUGUGUCGCCGUCACUGCCGUAGCUUACACGUCGUCGAUUUAUUUUAUUUUCUAAUUUUUACUGCGAGCAGUAUUGUGAUACACGUUCAUAGCAUUUUUGCCAAUUAACCAUGUCGUCUGCUGAAGAAACGUCUCAAUUGAAAGCAGGACAUCCUCCAGCUGUGAAAGCUGGAGGCAUGAGGAUCACACAGCACAAGACUCCUCACUCGAGGGACAGCAGCAAAGAGCCUGCAAACGAGGAUCUGACCGGUCUAUCCGGGCCUUCUCCAGUUCCCUCCAACCCUGUGUCUAUAUCCGGUGCUCCUAACCGUGGCAACGCAGACUUUACACCUGAGGCGGCUCAAGUGGCUCACAGCCCUAAGCCACCAGUUCAUGUCAAUAUUAGGCCAAACGUGAACAUCCAACAACCCAGGAAGUAAGUAAAAUACGUAAUUGAGUAGUUUGUAGUCAGCUAGAUUAGUAUGCCUUUUGAAUGUCAUCAUUAUAGCAGAACAUGACUCACCACAUCACUUUUGUGUACUUUGUGUAAUUUCUACAAAAAGAAAAGGAAUAAAUUGAUUGAAUUAAUUAAGAAUGAGACUCCACUCAUUCUUAAUUUUACUGUUUUUAUGAGUCAUAUAGCUGAAGAUAAGCAUAAUCAUCUGAAAACCUUCCAGUACUCUAGAUUUUUGGCUUCAUCCAACCUGUAAGGAAAAAAGACGUGAAAAUAUGUAUGUAUAUGGCGUCGAGAAUAAAUUGAAAAUGUUGACAUUCAAAAGAUUUAAGUUCUGCUAUAGCAAAGAUUACAUUAAGGAUUGUUAAACAUAUUUAAUUUGUUAUGUGUAACGAUUAUUAAGGUAAAUAUUGUAAAGUAUGCUGACUACACACUAUUAAAAAAUAUGGCAUAUCAUCAAUCAGUUUAUAUUAGGUGUUUGUGAAUAGAAGUUUUGAAUCUGUUGGAUAAAAAGAGGUUGUUAUUAUGAGUAACUGAAACAGAAACAUGUGACAAACUUGAAACAGGUGUACAAAUAAACCUAUAUUACAAAGACACCUAAGUACUAUGAUUACUACAUACAAUAGUAUGCAAUUGUGAAAUUAAUAAAAUUCCAUAGAACUACUUCAAAUUUAAAAGGAUUUUUUUUGAAAAUUAGUUUAUCAAUUGAUUAUUUUACACGGAAAUGCUUAUCAUCAAAUUCUUUUGAAUAUGUAUAAAAUAAAAAAUGACAAAAAGCUUAACACCUGAUAUAAACCAAAUGCCUAAAAAAAUAUUGCAAUCACUUAGAUUGCAGCUUAAGAGAUAUUGUACAUUGUAAGUUGACAUUAUUUAUUGUAAUAGUUGAUGGCAAACAUAUCUCUUAUUUUUGCUUACAUUUAAUUUUUUAUUUUUAAGAAACAAUAGACUAUUGUAAAAGAAAAAAUAAAUAGAACUUAACAUGAAAAAUAAACAUUACUUUUAAAACGGAAAUUUUUGUAUAUUGUAAUUAAAUUUUCGAGUGAAAAAAUAAAAAAAGAUGUUUAAUAUAAGUCAUUGUAUUUAAGAGUGCAAAAAAAGUGGAAUUGUAUGUAUUAGAAAAAAAUAGUGACUAAGGAUACUUUCAAAAAUUUUUUAUUAUUUCUUUGUUAAAAUUUCUCAGUACUUAAUUUUUACAAUAACUUUAAAGUUACUUGUGUACUGAUAUUGCAAUAUUCGUUGAUAUUUUAUAGUUUAAAUAUCUGCUUUUAUUUGGUGCUACAAGCAUAAAUUGAUAGCAUUUGUUUACAUUCCCAAUGUUUUUAAAUAUUAUGGGUUAAAUUAUGAAAUUGACAGUUCAUGCAAAAAAGUGAAUCAUUUGUUAGGUGCUUUUUUAUAUAAAAACUAGUUCCUUAUAUUUACACCAAGUUUCACUUUAAAGUUAGGUUUAAAAAGGCAAUUUCAUAGUUUAAAUCCCCUAUUACUUUAUUUCUUAUAUUUUUAUUUCUCACAUGGUCUAUAACAUGUUGAAGGGACCAUAGUUUUUAUAAGUUUUCUUUUUAGUUUAAAUACAUAAUUUUAAUUAAUUAAA